AUGAACAUUCCGCAGGUCCGGGUCCGAAAAAAAAGUGCUGAAAUCUCUUUCGCAGACUACGGUAAUUAUAAAUCGGACGACGAAGAGGUCUUUUGAAAAUUGAGCUUUAGAUCUAAACUACCACUUCUUAGGAACCUACUCAAGAAAACCAAAGGGUAAUCGAUUUGAACGAUCCACUGGAUGCUGUGGACUCUAAUCGGGAACAGACUCACGUUGUGGCCGCAGGCAGCCGUGGAAGUGAAAAAUUUCAAUUGACUCGCCCUAAAAAAAUGUUUCAAGUCCUACAAAUUGUGAAGCUUCAACUUCCUGGAACUAGUCGUGAUGGGAGUAUAUACCAACCGCCAUCCAUAAUAAAGGACAUCGAUCUUCGAGCUUAUAGACGUGGGAAAAUGAACAUACUGUACUCUUCCAGCAGCGUUUCAUGGAAUCAAAUUCGAGGUUCACUUUUCUCGAGUUUGGUCUUGAAAUGUUAUGUUUUUCGUUGAGUUUGGUCGGAAAGUUUUGUUAAAACGGAUUUUAAUUUUCAUUGAAAAAGCUUCGCCGGCAUACAUUUCUUCACACUUCAAAACAGAUUCGAUUUCGUAACAAAAUUUUCUUGAUAAUUCUCUGUUUCAGAUGAACUUAUCGUCACUGCUUCGCCGAACGGAUCCAUCGUGCUCUGGAACGUGUACAGGAAAAAUAGUUUUUCCUAUCAAAUGUUUCAUUUGAAAAUCGAUUGUUUCAGUAAAAGAGAAUAUAUACAAAUCUCACGAGAGAACGGCUACUUGUGCGAAAUUCCAUCAUCAAAAUGGCAACUUGUUGAUCUCAGGUUAACCGAUUUCUCUGUUUGGGAUAGACAAUUUCUCGAUUUUGAAAGUAUGGUUGUACUAAGAGUUAUUAUUAGAGAGCGAAUCAGGAAAAAGUAUUCAUCGGAGAACAAAAAAAAAGAAGUAAGUCGCUGAAUAGGCUUGAAACAUAUCUGUUUAUUGUUGUCUUGCUUUUCGAAAUUCAAACGCGAAAAUUUGUCAAAUUAAUUGGUUUUUGCGGACCUUAUGAAAGUUCAGAUUUUCAUGACCUGUGAAAUCACCUAAUCUAUUUUGCAAUGCAAUCAACUAGUAUGUCGUUUAAGGGUCGCGAGACUGCCACGUCAUGAUGUACGACACCCGAGUCGCCCAGAAACACGUCGCCGAUUUUUUGUACGUUCAUCGCAAUUCUUUGAUCCUUAUUUUCUAUAUGAUUUAGUUUUAGAGAUAACCUUUCUUGCUCGAGCAAAAGAAAAACCAGUAGAGUUGAUAGCCAAAGAUAAUUUUGCAAAUUUAUGUUUUUUUUUUUUAUCGUUUCACGUCUGGUUCGGUCGUACUGCGGUAGUUUUGAUAGCUCUUUCGGUAAUUAAAUGAAAGCUUGUGCUCUUUUUGUGACGUUUUUUGAUAACCUCGAGAAAUAGGUCCUUAACAAGUUGCGAAAAAAAACAUUAAGAAAGGUUGUAUUGAAAGUUUUUUUUCUCCAGUGAGGGAACAUGUGAAGCAGUGCGAGAUGUAGCUUUCGGACUGCACGAAGGACAGUUCGACACUUUCUUUUCUGGAGAUGACAGCGGCGCGAUUCGAUUGUGGGAUCUUCGCAACACCAACAAGUAUUAUUUCCAGUCUUUGUUUUUGCUAGUUGCUGUAGCGUUAUUUGAAGGCAAGAAAACUGAUUACGGCCUUUCAUGGCCCAAAGUUAAAGAAAGUUUUUUCAUCGUGUUCAAAUUAAUUCCGGCAAAGAUCAAAUUUUUGUCUUGCUGAUCCUGGUAUUUAUUUAUUUAUUUUUUCUCGAUUUUAGGAAUAAUCUUUUUCAUAUGUACCUUCUCUCCCGUUUUUCAAAGAGAGGAGAGUCGCAGAGAAGUCAUUAGCAUACGAACGAAUUUAGUCAAGCGCAAGAGAGAGAGGAAAUCAAAAGAGUGCGCAGGCGAAAAACAGAAGCUUCGCCAGUGGAUCGGCAUUGAGAGAAUUAAUUAUGUAUUUUCUGGUUGAUUGCAGAGUUUUCUUCAUUUUCAGAGCAUAUGGCUUUUUUUUUCAAAGCUGACGUGCUAUCAUCGGAAAACGCAUAUUUUUUGAUUAAGAAUAAUAAAAUCGAUCCACGGCAGUAUGCAUUUCAUUGCAAACUACGCUCCUUUUGUUUUCUUCACACAUUUUUUUCAUUUUUAUAUAAUAUAUACAGCAUAUAUAUAUAUUUCCUUUUUUUUAAAAAGUUUACACUUGUUGAUUUGAGGCCUGUCCUACAAAGAACGGCCCACAAUGCAUUUGUGUCCACAUUAGCCCUCAAUCCAAAAGAAAGACAUCUUCUGGCGACAGGCGGCGGACGCGACAAGUUCGUCAAGGUGAUUAUUUUUUUGAUCAAAUUAUUCCAUACGGUAUCUUCUAUAAAUUCGCGCGUGAAUUCGUUGAACUUGAAAGCAGCGGCGCCAAUUUUUUCAAGGUUUCAGCGCCUUUUGUAUUGAAAAAAAGUUAUUUCAUCAAGCUUGUUUCUGUUUCAGUCAUUAUAUCAGCUCGACCAGUCAGAUUCCACAACAUGAAGUGGAGAAAAUAAAAUAAAUUUUCUUACGAUUUCCGGGCGUUUUGAGGUAUGGAGCUUUGCGGAAGGCACGAUCGAACGCAGGUUCGUAGUGGAGACGAUGGCGCCGUUGGGAAGAGUUCUGUGGCGUCCCGACCGCCCUUACCACGUCGUCAGUUGUGCUAGUAAGCGAUUUUUGUCAACAACUUCAAAUGAUCUAAUCAAAAUAAAACUCUUUUUUCAUAUUAUUUAGGCUUGGUGUCUCAAAACAAGCAAAUAUCUCACAGACUUCAAUGUUUUGUCGAGUAAAUUCAAAAAAUAGUUUCCACAGAUCAGCUGUUAGAUUUAUUUGAUUGAUUUGAUUGUUUUGAUGUAUUAUUUUUUGUAUUUGUCGUGCAGAUUGCGGAAUGGCGAAUAAACACUUGAAAUGAAAAUGAAUGAAAUGUUCAAAAUGGAUUUAUAAAACAAAAGAAGAGAUUUUUUUCUCUUGCUCUCACAAUCUUUUUUUUCAUUGCUUUUCACUUCGUGAACCUUCAAGUAGACAAAAUGCUUCGCGUUUCGAUGUAGCGGAUCCUUUGACAGAUUCGAAGCUCAAAAAACUAAGCAGGGCUGUAAAAAGUCGCAUUUUAUGGACCGCGAAGUCUCGCUCAGGUCAUUAGAGUUAUAUUUUGCCUCUGUUGUCAAAACCAAGCCGCCCUGACUCUGGAGAUUGAUUUCCAGGCGUCAACGACAUGAACGUGCACGUUUGGGACAUCCGGAGGCCUUACAUUCCCUACGCGACCUACGACGAACAUCGCGACAGUGUCACAGGUAGUUCAUCUGCUUCCCAUGGCUGUUGAUUAUUUUCGGCGGCAGAUGUUUGGUGGCCCAAAAAUCGUGCGGAUCUUUUCGUUUCUUCUGGCAAAGACGGCCUUCUCAUUUUGCACUCUGUCGAUUCUGGACAUGUUGAAAAUUCUCUGAUUCGAAUGCCUCAAUAUCUUUUUCAGAUGCCGAUUUCCUACGCUUGUGACGUUCCUUUCGACGUAACUCCAGACGGCGUCUUGGGAAUCGCGGGUUUGUUCAAGUUUAUUAUUUUUGAAUUUUUGGCUGGAAUGAAGUUCUCGGGUUUGUUUUUUAUUGCGUUAUCAAAAAUAUAAGAAAGGCGAUUCUUUCUGACCUCGCAAUUUUUUCGAAAGAAAUUUUGAAGAUAAGAAUCAUUAUGACAAAAUUUAGGCUAAAAUUGAAUCUUUAUGGAUAAGGGAAAUGGCGUAAAGAAUUUCAGUCAAUGUUCUUCGAAACAAUGUGAACGAACUAGUACAUUUGAAAGUUCUGCAGUGAAUUCGGAGAUGCAGUCGAAAGUUCUCAACGAGAUGGAUCCGAUCCCGUUAGCAGCGAAGAGUGCGACCACUUCCAGAGUAAAAACUUCCCUCGCUUAUCCGAGAAAUCGAGUUUUUGUGGCAGGCGUCGUACACCAGACGCCGCAAUCAACGCAAGGACCGCAAGUACGAGUCUUUCCGCGCUCCGAUCCGCAGCAUCUUGACGUGUGGAGUGCCAGACAACGUCAGCGACUCUAUCCAUCCUGACGCCUUUUACGAAAUCGCGCGCAGGUUUCAGCUUUCUUUAUCGUCUUAUGGGGAAAAAAAGAAAGAAAUUUCUGGAAAGAUAACGAUUUUCUGGUCGAAAAAGCGAUGUGAUUUUCAAGAAAAACUAAAUUUCUCUAUUCAAAAUACAGUUCGAUAAGAAAACAUGUUAUAUUCAAUGUUUGAAAUGGGGUCUGAGGCAGUCAGUUUUUCAAAUAUCAGCAUUGAAAUAUAGAAUAAAAAGGCCCAACUCUAGUUCAUGAUAUUGAAGUUUGAAGUUUAUGUUUAACUUGAAAAAAACACUUCUAAAGUGAAUUUUUCUUUUCUAGAAGUCUUCCCACUUUUUUUGAUCAUUAAGACAAUAGCUAUCUGUAAAAACCAACCAAGUUUGCUUUGAAUAUUUUUUUUCGAGCUACAAUAAUAUGGAAACUUUGAAAGUUUGGUCAUCAGGUAUUACCUCGGAGGCAAGCCGUUGAGGUUCAUGUGUGCCCACAACGCUAGAGUGGCUCGGAAGUUCGGCAAAGAGCAUGUCUCCCAGACGUGGAAGGUCAUCGACGCGCUCCUUGAACAGUCCGGCAUUCAACAAGUCCUCCUUUCCUUUAUCCUUCCUCCAAUCUCGUUCAUUCAGAUCUACGACGAAGAUGCGCGAGUUUGGGCCGAGGAGGAAGAGCGAAAAUGGGAAGUGUGAGUAUGGAUUCGCUAGAGAAAAUUAAAAUCUAGGACAUAGAACUCACUAACGAACUCAAAUCGCGCUCUCUAUUGAGAAAAACGUGUAUUUUUUCUUUCUUUGGUUUUUCUACGCAAUAGAAGAAUAUUGCAACAUCAAUAAGAAAAUGCUCAAGAUGCUCUAGAUUUUUCUUGAUUAUUCACGGGGAAAAUGACAUUUUACUGUCCUGCCUCGAUCAGAGCGAACUCAAUCUGUAUUUUUUCUCUCUCAUCAAACUGAAAAAGGAAAAAAAGGAAACAGGGAAAAUGAUUAAAUUUCUGAUCCCCUUCUCCAAUUGAGAUGCCCUGUUGAAGGAUGAGGAAAGAAGUGAUGAAAGAGGGGAAAAUGCCGCUGCCCAGCGCCGUCGACCUGCAGGUGAGCUACGACAGCAGCGAGGCGUUGACAGAGGUCCUCACUCCCUUCGGCUACAGACUCCGUCGUGAUCCCUACGAGGUCCAGAGAGACGAGGACUACGGCGGUCCGUUCAUUUCUAUCUGCUUUCUGCCAAACCCCCAUUUUCGGAUGGCUUAGCCUUCAGCUCAUUUUUUAGUCUACCAAUCCAAUGAAAAAUAAUUUAUCCUCAGAGUUUUGAAUAUUCAUUUUAUUUAGAAAGCGUCGAGCUCUCCGACGACUCACUGGGCAUAGGGAAGGAUAUCGCCGCCAAAGAUUUUUACUUUGGCGUCGGCGAGGCAAAUUUUACAAAGGUCUUGAAAAAGUUGGUUUUUUCUCUACGUCAGUGAGAUUGAAGUCUUUUCACAGAGAAGAUCCACACUUGAACGAAUUCAUGGGCCUUCGGGACGAGGCGUUCGAACUGAGAAACGAGAAAAUUGCUGAGAAGUUUUUCACGUCGAAAAAUUCGCGUAGUUGUUUGCGAUUUUUGAAGUUUUUCUUGGUUUUUUCAGCUCGCGGCCCUCAAUGGCAUCCUAUGAAAGAAAUAGUGAGUCUUCUGCGGUAUCACUCUGAACAAGUUGGCCUCUCGAGUCUUUUUCCUAGAGAAAGAGAAUUUUGAAGGGCGACGUGCAAACCUGUGCUUCUGUAGUGUUGGUGUGCGGCCGGAAGCUUCUGGAAGUGCUCGACUCCUUCACGGCCACUUCUUGGAUCGAGAGCUACAUGGGUCAGUUUCCAGUACUUUCUUCAUUACUCCUUCCGAGUUUUCUUUUGUGUUUUUUCUGAAUGAUACAUAUCAAGCAAAGGGUUUUUGAAUCGAUUUCGAACGAGUUAAAUUUAAAAAGCUGCUGCUUCCACGAAUUUCGUCGACUUGUUUUUUUUUCUUUUGGAAACAGAAAACACGCAUACCUUCUUUGUGAUUAGGCCGGAGGCUACUGAAAUAAGUUCUAAAUCGGGUUCGGUUUUUAUAAAAAGAUUUGAAAAAUGUUUGAAGUUCCCCUAGAUUGCCAAAGGCGAUUGUUCGAUAUUGAUUCAAAAGUUCAUGUUCGCCGCCUAGUAGACUACAUCUUCAACUAAAGGAAAGAAAAAGGGAUUGAUCGAAAUGUUGAACAGGACCUAUAAAAAUUUAUGGAUCUUUCCUAAUUAUCCUCGAUCACAUUUUGAGUUUGCAGAAAUGCUCGACCGCUUGGAGCUGUUCGUUACCGUGGCGCGUAUCAAGAAGUACUGCGCUAUUUCGAGAAUCAACCAAAUGUCGCGCGAGGUUCCCUCAGCAUCCCAACUCGAGCUCAGUUCUUGACAGGGAGCCUUCGCCCGUCUGGUCCACGUCGACUGCGACUCUCAGGUCACCAACGGCCGCUGCACCAAGUGCGAAGAACUCGUAGUUCCCGAGUGCUCCGUCUGGUACGUCUUCACAGUUUAGCAGUCCCCCGUCGGCUAAUCUCUUUUUUUCCGAGUAUUCAAACUGUUUCACUCUCGACGUUUGUCAUGAAUGACCUAAAACAAUUUUUUUUUUCUCGCAAAUUGUAAAUUCAGUACAUGCCUUGUUUUUUUAAAAUUUCCAUGCAAGAACUUUGGAACGGUAUACUUUUUUUCUUGGUUGAGAAGCCAAACGAAUGAACAUUCACGCUGACCGUUCAUGCAUACGGCCCUUUUCUCAGUUCAUAGCUUUUUUCAGUCGAAAAGUCAUCAUCGGUAUGCAUUUCACAUGCCACGUCUGCUUCCAUUCUUCGCAUCCGCAUCAUGCGCUGCAGUGGUUUGAGAACGUAUGUUUGCUUAUUGAUCUUUUUUGAUUAGAAAAUGCUUUAUUAAGUUGGAAUUACUCCCAUGAUCCUGUACAUAGAGUAAUCGAUUGAAUAUGGCCAUUGCAGAACUCCAUGUGCGCCUCUCCGGACUGCCUGUGCCGCUGUCGGAACUCGAGAUAUCCACACAUCAAGCCCUCAAAGUCGACCUCCGUCUACAAUCCUCAGGAUCAUUACUGUUGCGAACAAGUUGCAGAAAACAAGUUGAGAAAAUUUUCAACGAAUCGAUAGACGAAACGUCUUCAGCAAGCGCAGUUUUGAGACGCUUGCCAUGAAACAGAGCCGAAAACAGAAAAAUCUCGUCGAGUUCAUGUCCUUCUAUGAUAUUCCCUGGAAAGAACUCACGAAGCCGCAAUACAGCCUGCAAUUGCGGAUGGUGCACUGCAUGGUGAGCUUUAGAAAAGGGAAAACUUUCAUAAAAACAGAUUCAGUGGACGAAAUAUCAGAAAGACCGCCGCAACACUUGUGACCAUCACUUCUACGAUUUUUUGUACAAAGCAUACGCUCGAUGGUUUGCUUCGUAUCGUUCUUAUUUCUUGUGGAAGUUGUAAGUUAAUUGCAGCGUUCACAACCGGCUGAGAGACAUUUUUGGUAAAAGGCCGUUUCCCACUGAUAGAUUCAAGCCUUGUUGCUCUGAAGCGGAUCAAUCGUCACGCACGGAUGAAUUCACAAAUUUGAACCAAAUUGAAAGUUGUCGUCGCGUCGCCGUAGCUGAAAAGCCAGUCAUUCCGAACGGUAUAUCUCAACAUGUUUUCCUUGAACUUAUAUUUUUUUUCUAGAUUUUAGCGAGAAGAGUUGUAAGAAUCCGUGUAAAUGUAAAUUCUACAAUCAAAAGAAGAAGCCAAUGCAACGCUUGAAACUGUGCCUCAGAGGCAAAAUGAUCGACGCGAUGCCGCAGAAACGCGUGCGACGGCGGCAACAGAGACGACGAUUCGCAGGAAGAAUUUUCGACUGCAUCUACGUGGACAAACAACGCGACGACGCCUCUCACGUCGAGUGCCAGGAGAGAGUUCCUCGCGGAGAUUUUCCGCCGGUCGUCUCCUACAGGCCUAUCCUCAAGGAAGACGACGAUUUGCGGCCUCUGAGACGGAUUUCCUACAUGCCCGGAGACAACUAUGAAACACUUUUUCGUGAGUUUCUCGUCACGAAUAAGGCUUCCUGAAACAGAAAAGUUCUGAGAAAACUAAGUCCUUUGCUUGAAAAAAGAGAAGAAAAAGCCCAAAAUAAGCGUGGAAAAUACAUUUUUUGUAAAAAAAAAAUAAGCGCCGAGAAAAUUUUUAUGAAAGGAUUUGUAGCCUAUUUCGAAGACGGGCCAACUUUCGACGAGAAGAGCAAAUUUCACUUUGUCAGACGCAUUUUGGGAACGAUUUUAGAAGAAACGGAAGGACUCCUCAAGGCCGCUGCUUUCCAGGUUCUCGUUUUUGACCAUAGAACGGGGGAUUUUUCAUUCUAAGAUAGUUUUUAUUUUAGGACAAUUUGUUCGACGAUAAUCAUUCGAGCGAAAGCGACGUUUCUGAAUCAACAGACGAGGAAGAAGAAGAGUUUGAGGAGCCAAAGAAAGAAGAUUAUGUGGACGACUUUCCCGGUGUUCUGAUUGCCAAGGAAGAGUCGGCCAUCUGGAAAACCAAGGAAGAAGAGAUGCUGGAGAGCUUCCCGCGGAGACUCCAGCUGCAGGCCUUUCCGCGCAACGAGUGGUUCCGCGCCUCUCUGCGCACCUUCUACGUCUCGCGCGUUCUCCACAAGGUAUCACCGAUCAACCAAGAGAUUUUCAAGGAUUCUUGGAAAAGCCAAAAGUUGAUGUGUCCUUUUCAACCCAUUGUUUCCGUGCAACAACUUUCUAACUCAAUAAGAAACGUGUUUAGUUUUCGAAAAUUAACUUUUUCUGUUGUCCUCGUCCUCGAAGAUCACCAAUUAUGGAUUUUUUUUUUUGUUUGUUAUUCAGAGGCAAUAUGCUGGGCUGUGAUUACUCAUGAAACAUGUAUUUUCGAAGGAUCUCUCUUGAUUUUUGAAUGGCUACUGCUCAAAAAGAAAAAUUAUAGGAGGACAUUGGGAUUUCUAACGAAAAUCCUUGAUAUGUUUACUGUCAAAAUAUAAUGUGAAGGUGAAAGUAUGCUUGUUUUUGCAGAUUAUUCCUACAAUUCGAAUUCAAAAAGUAAUGGAGAAGUUUAGCCAACCCGAUUUCUUCAUUCUCGAGAAACCAUCAUCAUUUGAACUACUCUUGCAAUUUGAAAGGGAAGUUUUCAGGCAUACCAGCUAUUGAUGAGAGACGAAGAGCAAUGGACAAACCUGCGGUUUCUGAUUCAUCGUCAGAGAUAUCGCGAGGCCGUGAGACGCAGAGCAGCUCGGAAUCCACAUGGAAAACAGCCGAGCGUCGCGGAGUUGCUCAGCGCGAUGACGCUCUCGAAAAGCCUCGGAGCGGUGCGCGGAAUCGAGGGAGAGCCUGGGAGACAACUCGCGAUGGACAUCGCUCAACAAAUGCCCGGGGUGUUGACCGUCUACAAGAAGGACUGCGAUAUAAUCACCUGCAACUACCACUCGAACAGAAUCUCCCAAAUGAUCCAAGAGGAACUCAAAACUCCAGAAGUCGCCGAGAUCGACACCGACAGCAGCAGUGGCACAUGCCGUCAGUUCUUAUUAUUUAUUCUCGCCGAAAGUUUUUAAAAUAAGUGAGAUAGAAGUUCUUGAAUCGAAACAAUAAAAAGGGUUGUGAAAUGCAGGAAUCAAUUUUCAAUAAAUUUGUUUUUCUUGAUGCGCUAAAAAAAAAAAUUAAAAUUAAGACUUUUACAUGACAUUGAAGCUUUUGAAAGAAUUUUAAAGUUAUAGUAAAGCUUUUCGAGUAUGAAAUGGAUUAGACGAGAUGUCUUAUUGCUUUUCUGCAGCGUCGACUCCUUCGUAUGACUCGACGGUGUCGUCAUUCAGCGACGAAGCGGCCGACGUGAUCGACAGCGAGGAGCUGGACGAGGUUCGCGUUGUCCGUCAGAGGGCCAUGGGACCUCUGGCCGAUUUCGACUCUCUCUGCCUCCGCUGGACACAGUGUCCCGAUGAACACGGCCCCUUCUGGAAAAAGCUUCGACGAGAUCGCGCCGAGGAGAUUUUUCCUCCUGACAUCGAAAAACCUCUAAAUUGUGAGUUUCAGCAAGAGGUAAUCAUAUUCAAUCCCCAAAGUACCGGUUAUUCUACGCUUCUUUGCUUUUUUCAAUUACAUGAAGAAAGAUUUUUGAAAUUCAGUCGGAAUUUAUUCAAUGCCGUGUUUAAAGUAAUUUUCGCGAAAUGCAAAAUGCAAAAUUAACUCUAACUCUCUAUAAUUUAGUUAUCUUUUUAUAUCUCUCACGGCUAUUUUAGAUUUCGCGGAAUAACUUUGAACACGGCACAAUAAAUAUUUAUUGUAAAUGAUGAAAAUUCUUUUAAGGCGAGAAAAGCGUGGAAGAAAUGAGAAAGAAUGACAACGGUUUCACAAACGUUAGUGACAGUCGACAAGUUCGUCGAAGGAUCCGCAAGAUUUGUUGGAAGGCCGUGCAAAGAUGGAAGGAGAGCUGUCCCACUCGAAAAGGUUCAAAAUUGUUUCAGACACUGUCUUUCAGUUUCUGACUCCGUCUUGAUGAGUACGUUGUAUUGCAGCGAAGCAAGUCGCUGAAAUACCUUUUGUCAUCAAAGAGAUGCACUUGGCCGAGCUUCGCCGAAUGAACAAUGCCACGAAAAGAAAGAUGAAGGGAGAGGCAGCGAACUUCGAGGUUGGAUCUUAGGACGUAGAGUUUUCGCUCAAAAUUCUUUGCCUCAUGAAUUGUCGCCUUAUAACAUCUACGGCAUUCUCCUAUAUUCAAAAUGAAUUUGAAAUAGUUAGCAAAAAAAUAUUUUAAUUUUCGCAAAAAAGCAUUAUUUAUUCUCUCUUUCCGUUAAAAGGUGAAUAGAUGUCAGCCAUCGCUAUAAUACUGCUAUUCUUCGAGAAAGUAUACACCUCAAGAAACUUCUGGAGUGAACGCGAAAAAAAUAAUAAAUAUUUACUUCUUUAGAAGAUUAAUGUUUUGUAAAAAUUGAACGCUCACAGAAAACCUGCAUUUUUGCAGGUUGUCGAAGUCGGCAAUCCGCAGGACCCUGAAUUGAGAGUCAAACUAUUUGGAGAGGCCUGUCCCGAGGACGAUCAGCGUUUCCAACAGAUUCAAAAGAUAAUAUCCCUUGACAACGAGUUGAUCGACGGGGCAAUGGUGUCGGUGAAGGGGAGAUGGUACCGCCGAACUCUCGUCUGGUAUAUCAACGUGGAUCUGGAAGAAGACGAAGACCUGCCGGACGAGAAGUUCGAACUCAUCCAGCAGGAGCUGUUCGAGAAGAUGUGCGCCGAGCGCAGCAACUACUUCGAGGCGCCUUCCGACACGCCACUCGAGGCCCUUCUCGAAAGAUUCGGAGACACACUUGAAGAAGACGCCAACUUCGACUACUCCUUCGAGCCGUUCAACAAUUGGAGACUUCGCCAGACGCUCCAAGACGAGAUCAAGGACUUCGUCGCCGGCGAAAGCCCUGAUGAUUUCGGCGAUGCGUGUAGCUUCAAGUCACUUCAGCACUGCACCAAACCUCAAUUAAACGAGGUUUUCUACAUGUCAAAACCGUUUUCAAACAUGUAUUCUGUUGACUGCUUUUUGAAACCUUAAAAUUAGGAAAGUAUACCUUUAAAUCUUAAUCGAAGUAAAUGUCCAGAAACACAACUUCAUUCUUAGUUACCAUCAACAUUGAAAUUCUGAGAAUCAGAAAUUUCGUUUUUAUUUUUGACGGUCAACCUUAAUAGGGAACUACUCGGACUCGGGUACUGGUUUCGAGUUGAAACUUUAGUGGUUUAGAGACCCAAGUCAGAAUACUCUAAAACAAGAAAGCAUAUCUGCUAAAGCCGACUGAGAAAAAAUUAGUAGAAAAUAAGAAAAUUAAGCUUGAAAAUUUUCAGAAUAGUGCUUUUUGCCUUAUUUUAUAUUUUAAUACAAUCGCCUUGGAUGAUCCGGCUGUGAUACAUUCUAAAAAACUUUUUUCCAGCGAAAAGAAGGAGGAAAGCAAAAAUUUGAUAAUUUUCAAGCCUAAACUGUUCAUUUUCAAAAAGCUUUUUCUCAGAAGCCUAUGGGGUUUAGCAGAUAAUCUCUCUUGUUUCCAAGUACUCUUGCCCGGGUCUAUAAGACACCAAAGUUUCAACUCGAAACGCGUACCCAAGUCCGAGUAGUUUCCUAGUUAGGCUUUGGCGAUUCUUUUUUGUAUAAUCGCUGAUAAAAUGCUUAAGCUCCGGUUCAAUAGUCCAACGGCGUUUCCCUCAUGCGUAUUGGAGUUGGAUGAAGAACUGCUCCUCCGUUCGACGGAAUUCGAUGACAACUGGUAUCAAAACACAAUCAAGAUAGUCUCCUCACAAGUCGACUUGAUGCGAAAAGUAUCCCAGAAGUUCUCCUGAAGAUCUUUCAUUUCCUUUUCAGAUUCUGCAUCGCCGACUUGUGACCAGCGCCCUUGACACUUUUCUGCCUGGUCUCGUGCGCCGUUUCGGGACGAUCAUUUUCAAACCAGGGGUUCUAAAUCGCUUUCUACAGUCAUGAUCUUUUUUUCGCUUCAGUUUUUCUCUGAUUGCCAGUUCUUCGCAUACUUUGACAUGGACCUGAAGCCCUGCAUUCUGCAAAUCAAGGCCGCAGAGGCUUUGACUGGCCCGAGGAGAAGAAUCGAGUGUAUACGUCAGGCCGUCUCUGAGUGAUUUUUGCUUUCUUUUUACGGGAUUAUUUCCUAAUCUCAGAUCCAAGUGUCAGCUCGAUCUGUGGAAAUUGACCAACGGGAUAUCUAGUGAUGUUCUACAGGCCGUUCCCAAAAUAAAAGGGCGUGAUUAUGUGAGUGGAGAGAUUUGAUCCAGUUUUUACUUAGGAAACUCAAAGAAAAAAGCGCCGAGUUGGCAAAGAACUUUUUCUUUCAAGUGGAUUUCGAAAGCUUCAUUUCUUGAAAACCCCAGCGAAUCACAUCACAGUUGCAUUCUCAAGAACAUACUAAGAUUCAAACGAGUAAGCGGAAUAAUAGGAACAGAACCCUCUCAGUUUCAUCUUUGGACCAAAAAAGUUCUUAAAAUAGAUUUGUUUUUCAUAGGUAAGCAUCUAACGGGACUUCUUGUUUUUUCGUUUAUCUCUUGAAAAGUUUUUUUCAGAGUCCUUUCAAAAUUAUGUAAGCCUCACGAAGUCAGAUGCCAUCUGACUCAAAGUCUGGUUCUUUCUGAGAAAGUUCAUGAUGUUGCAGAAGACUAUGGAGCUGCGACUGCGGCUUUCUGCUGAGGCGAGCAAAACGAGUCAAACUUUUUCCAUCGAAGAGAGCCAAAGUAUCGUUCAAGUCAGUUCUGUUUCACUCUCCGAAGUCCCUGUUCUUCGCCAAAAAUGGUCUUCUUACAGGAGUUGAUGAGGACAGGAUUGGCGAAGAAUUCGUCAAGACGAAGGAAGAUUUUCGCGCCUUUUUUGGCGAGUAGGGUUUUCACUUUUUACGAAGUCAAUGAUUUUAGGGAGUCUUAUAUAGAAAAGAAGGAGAAAACAUGCGAGCAGAAGCGAUUCGACAGGCCAAAGCAAGAUGUUCUGUUUUUCGGCUGUUUUUCAAUAAUAAAUGGAAUUCCAGACAAAAUAAUGCAGAAAUAUGCCUAUGAAAUCUACAGAAUUCAUCGGAAUCCUGAUAAAUGUUUUGCUGCGCUUCUCUGUGGUUUGCCAUUCCUUUCUUUUUUUAUAAGCUAUACAAAAAUUUCAUAAGAUUCUUUUUCUCGCUUCACUUAUUUUUUUAGAAGAUAGGUUUUAUUUCCCAUUUCUGUCUAGUUUUUUUAGAGAUUUCAAUAAAAAUAAGAAAAAUAAUCCUAGACAGUUUAGAGAAUCAGAAGGUAGAAUCCGCCGAAGAAUACGUCGCUCGAGUGCUUCAUGAUUAUCUGUGGCCGAAAAUCGGUAGCUUCUUGGUUCUCGAAAAAAAAAGUUCAAUAAUGAGUUUCAGGACCUUUGAGCCGCCAUAAAACUGCGAGAAAUUGGUAUAUUUUCAAUAUUUGUUUUUAUGGGAAUCCGAAUGGUCGCAAUCGAAGCGUACAGGUUGUUCCAAAGACAGCUAGUCAAGGAUUGAUGAGACAUGUUCAGCUUCUGAAUCUCAAAGACGAAAAGGAGCACUUCGAGAAACUCCGCCAAAAUUACGAACCUUUUGACGCUCGUCGGCGCGUUAAACUUGCCAACGUUGUUUUCGAAACGUCAGUUACUUUAAUUCCUUUUCCUUCGUUUAUAGUACAGCCGAGUUUGAAGGUCCAGCGAAUUGAUGGCGCGCGUUUGUCCCCUCGCUAACACGGAACGUGCCAGAAAUCGCUGGAAAAAAGUGAGUACGCCGGCCAUUUUUAUUGUCUUACAUCACUAGAAAACAUUCACCUCCUAGGUUUUCGAAAAGUUUCGGAUAUUCGUAAAGAGUUUAGAGAAACGAUCGGAAGUUGUUGAUUUUCUUUUUGAAAUUUUAGGUCAGUUCUAAGAAGAUUUCCGUUUCAGAGACGUCAUUCAAAUUAAGUAUUAAUUUAUUGUUCGGGAUGAAACAUCAGCUAUUUUUCGUGUCUAAUGGCAUACCUUUUCAACUGUUUGUUUUUUUUUAAAGGAUAAUAAAAGUUGUUCUGAAAUGCUUCAAGAAUUUUUUUCUUCGUUCUGAUAAAUGCUCCCCACGUCAUAAAUAUGAUUAUUACUUUUUGACUUGCUUGAAAACUUUUUUGCAGCUGGUCACGAAAUCUCAUAUGCGUCAACGGCCGCUUCUAGACCAGAUGGUGACACAGGAAAAAAUUCGAAAAGAGGUUUCGGAACAGGAAUUUCGUUCAUUUUGACAAAAUUUCAGGAUCCGGCUGUCGGAUACCUUGUCGCGAAAGAAUUGAUUCCGAAGUUACCAUCUAAAGACCAAGUCUUCGGCCUUUUGAAGGCCAAACGUCCCCCGUGUUCGUUCCCUGCGGUUCGUUUCUUCCCAGAGUUAGUUCCGAACAUUUCUAGUCGCUCACAAGGGUUCAAAUAAGGUGUUUCAAAAGGGUUCAUUAUCACUCGAAUGAAUGGAGGACAAGUUCAAUAUAACUGAAGUCGAUUCUGUUAGUUUGUUGAUUACGUCUUGAUGAACUUGGUGCACCUACAAUCAAAAUUUCUUCUUUCGUAGCUAUUUGAGAAUGUUUUCAAUUGAGAAAAGUCCUUAUGCACCGAUUGAAAUUAUUUUAUGUGUAGGCAACAAAACUUGCAUUUGGAAACUUUCUCGCAUUUCCCGAAUAAAAAAGUGAAUGAAAUCAGAAAAAGUGUUAUUCAACUCAAAGAAUUUCAAGAGACCGAUAGAAAUUCAAGAAUCGUUUUUCCAAAAAAAUUGCGGCGUAUGAGUGUAAAUCAAAUUCCAGAUGCCUCACAAGUUCUUGCCGAAAAAAGAAGGCGUUUACGUCCCACCGAAUAGAAGACCCUCCGUGCAGAUAGAAUUCCGCGAAGAUGCCUGUCAGCUGCAACAAGAGACAGUCGAAGAAGAACAAGGUCUCGUCGAGUUCAUCCAGGAGCCGGAGUUCGAGGAUUGGGGAAGUGACGGAGAGGAAGAAGAGUCUGAGAUCGAGCAAGAAGUGAAAAACUCGGCUUCGAGCAGAUUCGGCGAAAAACGUUUCCUGCGUCCUGUCAGAAGACCGAAAGACGAAGAUUUUUCCGACGAGGAAGGCUCUGUGAUGUCCGACGAAGAGGAAGAGAAUGACGACGACGUCCUCUCCGGCUCCAGUUCAGAUUCGGACGACGAUCUGACGUUAGUGGAAGAAGUCGUUCGCCACUCCAAAGAAGAGCCUUUGACUGAAGAGGUCGGCUAUUUCGAUGUGGGAGCGGCAGAGAAGAAUAUGUCGGUUUUUAGGAGAAACGGCUAGUGGAACGGCGCAGAAGAGUCGAUUCUCAGCGAAUGUCGAAGCCUCGGAUGCUUUGGCAUGUGUAGUCCUGACCAGCAAAAACUGUGAAUCGAUGGGCCUUCUUUUCUUGUACUUCGUAUUGUAUAUUUCACUUUAUCCUCAAUCAUAGUAAAUAUGUAAAUAGCUCUCUAAGUCGACCUGGUGAGGUUAACAUACUAAUGGGUUAUUUCUUGACUUUUCACUCGGUUGAUUAUUUAUUUUACAGACAUUGUUCCCUCACGGCUUUAAUUUCUUGUCGAAUUGCCUUUUUACGUUGGAAUAGUUUGAACAAAACUCUUAUGCUGCCUCAGGUUGUCAGAAUACAUUGUUUUGAUUUUGUUCCGGAGAGUUUCUUCACUCGAUCAGGGUUACGAGGCCUGGAGUGUCUUCAAUCAUCUUUAAACAAGAAAAGUUAGUUUUUUGAGCUCGAUGCAAUGUUUGCGAGGAGCCAGACAUAUCCGCAGCUUCUCCAGGAUCCAGACAUGGCGAGCGAAUAUAAACACCGCGAUUAGGCAGUGUGAGAUAAAGGUCACAAGGUUUGGGAUUUGUUUCCAAAAAGAUUCAAAUACAUAUUUGAGGCGGACUUUACUGGCUGGAGGCGUGACGUUUCUGGCGUGGCAGAGAGGCUGGAGGACUGCCUCAUGUGAGGACGACCCAUGGCUUCUGGUUCCGACCCAGGUGGCUUCUCAGCGCCAGUCUUUGGAUAAUAUAAUUCCUUCUCACCACUCGAAACAGUAUCUGAAAAUAUGCUUAACAUUUUUUUUUUCAAAAAAAGUUUUCGCGUAAGUUGAAAGGCAAGUUUACAUUCACAGCGACGUUUUUGAUACUUAAGCGAACAGUUCAUAAUAUAUUAUUCGUUCCUUUUUCAAUUACUGUUUUAAUUUCGAUUUUUAUGAGCAGAUUUAUUUCAGAAGGUUGUUGUGCAGAAAUCGGUGGCGUUGAAUGUCCUUGAGUUGCCGUUAACUUUGGUAAUUUCCACGUGGAGACUGAUUCGAAAGUUCAUUAGGUAUUUUUCUUCUCCAAAAAUUCUCAUGAGAAUUUAUCACGCUGUCUCUGUAAUUUUCAAAAGUUUUCAAAAAGAGUGGGUACAAUAGAUAAAAUAUUUUUUGAUUUUGAUGAAACUUCACCCACUGUGAUAGUCUGUCAUCAGAAAUGCCGACGCAAGUUUUCAGACCGAUUCCUCCUACCGUCGCUAGGUUGCGGUAGGCAGGUGCGUCUUCUCGUAAGUAAGCAUCUAUGCGUUUUUUCUAGGCGUAUUGUAUAUCAAUCGAUAGGGAAUGCAAUUUUAGGAACUUUUUCAGUCAUGGUUUACUGUAGAAAUUUUUUGAGUUACGGUAGUUUUUGUGUCUGCGAUUUUGGUUUUUCCCUCACUCUGUGUGUUCGGGGAGAGACCACGGCUGGUAACUUUCCUGAAACAUUAUUCUCAGCAAUACCUACGGAGAGAUACCACUUUGAAAUGGAUCUGUCCUACCGGUCAUUUCGGAAAAUCGCUUCGAAGAGGCUCAACUUGGCAUCUGUCGGGGAAAAUCGCCCGCGGUUAGAGAUUUCUACCUCUCUUUUCUCGUCAGAUCCGGUGCUAAAGUUUGUUUCAUUUGAUAGUGCAGGGUUGUACUUCAUAGAUGAUAAUGUUUCCUCCGACUUUCAGCCUACCCGUCUAGCUCUGAAUUCAGUUUGAAGUCGAUUUUGGCCUCAAAACAGCGAUUCUCAGAUUCCGACGUUUUUUCCUGAGCUCAGUCCUACUGAGGCUGGGCUCCAAAGUGUCUUUUAUUACUUUUACUUGUCACAUGACUUGUUUGAUCAAGAAAAAUCUGUGUUUGAGCCUACCUGUUUAUCUCAAAAUUCAAUUUGAAGCCGAUUUUGGCCUAAAAACAGCUAUUUUCAGAUUUCAACAUUUUUUUCUGAUCUCAUUCUGUUUUAGUCAGGUCUUUGAAGUGUUUUUCACCUUCCUUCUAUGCUGUAUGAAACAUUUCAUCAAGAAAAAACUGCAUUUGAGCCUACCCGUCUAGCUCAAAUUUCGGUUUGAAGCCGAUUUUGGCUUAGAAACAGUGGUUUUCGAUAUUAUGUCAUCCUUCUGGAGUAAUUAUCAAUAGAUAAAAUCUGUCUCUCAUAAUUUGAAUUUGCUUUAGAUUGAAAUAAACCAAAUUGAACCUGUUUUUCAAGCGCUUUUCGACUUUGGAGAUUUUGACGAGAAAAUAAAUGUCUUCAUCAACUUUUCUGCUCUCGAAAAAUAUCAUUCACAAAAUUUGGGAUACGUUAUAAUAUAAUCAAGGCGCUGAAAAACUCUCUUGUGAAUUUGUUCAUCAGGGAUUCAAGCAAGAAUAAGCCAAACGUUGCCUUCAAACUGAAUUUUGAGCUAGGCGGGUAGGAUCAAAAACAGUUUUUUUCUUGGUAAAACUGUUUAUGCGACAUUUAAAAAUUAUUAAAAAAAAACUUUAAAGACCUGACUUAAACAGAAUAAGAUCAGAAAAAAAAAAGUUGAAAUCUGAGAAUCGCUGUUUUGAGGCCAAAAUCGACUUCAAACUGAAUUCAGAGCUAGACGGGUAGGCUGAAAGUCGGAGGAAACAUUAUCAUCUAUGAAGUACAACCCUGCACUAUCAAAUGAAACAAACUUUAGCACCGGAUCUGACGAGAAAAGAGAGGUAGAAAUCUCUAACCGCGGGCGAUUUUCCCCGACAGAUGCCAAGUUGAGCCUCUUCGAAGCGAUUUUCCGAAAUGACCGGUAGGACAGAUCCAUUUCAAAGUGGUAUCUCUCCGUAGGUAUUGCUGAGAAGAAUGUUUGAGGAAAGUUACCAGCUGUGGUCUCUCUCCUAACACACAGGGUGAGGGAAAAACCAAAAUCGCAGACACAAAAACUACCGUAACUCAAAAAAUUUCUACAGUAAACCAUGACUGAAAAAGUUCCUAAAAUUGCAUUCCCUAUCGAUUGAUAUACAAUACGCCUAGAAAAAACGCAUAGAUGCUUACUUACGAGAAGACGCACCUGCCUACCGCAACCUAGCGACGGUAGGAGGAAUCGGUCUGAAAACUUGCGUCGGCAUUUCUGAUGACAGACUAUCACAGUGGGUGAAGUUUCAUCAAAAUCAAAAAAUAUUUUUUCUAUUGUACCCACUCUUUUUGAAAACUUUUGAAAAUUACAGAGACAGCGUGUUAUUAAGCGAACUAUUUAAAAAAAAGAUACAAAUAGCAUACAUCAAGGAAUUGACCAAUUGUGUCUUCCAAAUUUUUAAAAAAUGUAACAGGGUAACAAGUUUUCAUUGUAAAAGCCAAAAAUGGGGAGUUAGCAGGCUUACGUGUUUGCAUUUAAAAACUUGAAAAAUCCUAGAAGUGAAGGAAAUACGAAUGUUUUCACAGAACCGCAAGUUUUUUAGUAAGAGCAUCAAGAUAUUUUAUUUGUAAACUCGUGGGGGUCGUUCACGUUCAUGCACACAAUCUUUGGAAACGCAUUUAACCGCAAUAUAAUUCUCGCAAUUUGUUCUUGAGGCCUAUCCCCUCGGAAUUAUAUUGGGCCCGUUUUCAGAUGUGUUUCUUUGUUCCUGCGGUUUGCCCCUCUUCUAGCGGUCUAUCCACUGGCCAGCCGUGUCCAAGCACUUGACGAUUUUUGGUGGAGGAUUCUGUUGUACGUCGUGCAGGUACUGAAAAAUGGUUGAUGCAGCGAAUGUGUGCUCAGAGUAGUGGACCGACGUUCAUAAAGCUGGGACAGUGGGCCAGUACUCGUCGCGACGUCUUCAGCAAGAACUUCUGUGAUCGGGUUUUGCUUCUCUCUUUGCAGUGCGAAUAAUCUCGUUCAGCUCUCCGUUCUGCACACCAAGACGCGGAAGAAGCGGCGAUUCCGUGACGCCGAGCCAAUCAUCGACUCUCUUUUUGGAAAGGUAUCUUUUCCAUUCAACUGCUACUGAUUGAAAAUUUUUUUUUUUUUUUGACUCGAAAAAGUGAUUCAAUAUGUGCGAUAACAGUCUUUAAUACCUUCUGGAGAGAAGUUUCCGAAAUCGUCGUGUUUAUCUUUGUAUCCUCGCUCCUACAAAGAUGUUUUCAGAAUUUUGUGAAGAAUCAUGGAAGAGAUGUCUUCACUGCGGUCGAGCCAUUCUCCAUCGGAUCCGGCUGCAUUGCGCAGGUCUACUGCGUCACAGUCAAUGUCCCUGCUUUCGAAAAGGCUGUUGGGCGAAAGUUCCCGCAAAUCGAAGGAAAAAAAGAACAGAAAAUCGCCAUCAAAGUAUUUUUGCCCUGCAGUACGAUUUCACAAACAAGCGCGCAGUGAUUUCAGGUUGCCGAGCCAAAUGUCGAUGAGAAGAUUGAGUUGGAUUUGUCGAUUCUGAGGACGGGAGCGUACGUUUUAGAAAAGGUUUUGUGUUUGUGAUAAGCACUCAAGAAUGGAAUGUAGUUGAUCCCGUCGCUGUGGUACUUGGAUCCAAAGGGAGCUCUCGAACAGUUCGAAAUGGUCCUUCGACGGCAGGUCGACCUCAGCAACGAGGCCAAAGCGCUCUUGGUAAAUAAGUGAAACGGGAAUAGUUAGUUGGACAAGCUUUUCUUCAGAAGUUCUCCGAGAAUUUCGACGCGAAAACCAGUGGAAUACGCUUUCCUUUGGUUUUUGGCUACACGAAAGAUGCGAUCGCCGAGUCUUUCGAGGAGGGCGUGUACAUAAAUCGACUUGUGGCCGAAGACAACAAUCCGGAUGUUAGUGUCAAUGUUUGAUUAUCCGAGAGAGAGAAGCUGUGUGAGCUCAACGAGAGAAUUCGGGCCUCCAAUCCUUGAUCCAUUGGUUGUUGGAGCUAUUAAAACUACCUGAAAAAAUUCUAUAUCUUCGUUUUCCCAUUUUUGACUGAAUUGAAGUUUUUGUGAGGUUGGGCAAGCUUCAGCUGAAGUCCCGACAAUCCUCCGCUGUCCGGAGAAGGAUAGCGUUGAUGGGAGCGCGGACGCUUCUGAAGAUGAUCUUCGUCGACAACUUUGUCCAUGGCGAUCUGCAUCCAGGCAACAUCCUUAUCAGGUUCUACUGAAGGCUUUUUUCGGUUCUCAACUAGUUCAGGUUCAACGACAACGAAGCUCAUUUGGAAGGCGUGCACAAAGCGCCGACGUCGGAUUCCUUUGCUAGGAGAGCGGUUGGUAUUUUGGCCUUUUCAGAAAUAAAAAAAAGGUUGAGACUCGAAAUAAUAGCUGGAUAUGUUGAGGUUGACUUCUUGCGAUCGGCGCUGAAUUGGCGAUCCGCGCCACGACUGCGAUUCACGGAGUCGCCAGACAUGGGCGACGAGCCGACGCUGGUCCUGCUCGACACGGGAAUCGCCAUCUCGGAGACGCCCAACAACCUGAACAACCUCAAGUCGUUGUUCCGCUGCGUGGUCGAGAAGAGGGGCUACGAGGUCGGCAAGCUGCUUCUCUCGCAGUCUCCCAACCAACAGUGCACCGAGCCCGAACGUUUCUGUCGCCAGGUACUCCCAAUCGGCUUCUUCUCAACUUUCAUGUUUUCAGGUCGAAGCUCUCGUUUUGAAAGCGCGAAGUGAGAAAAGCUUAAGAACGGUUGGUUCCCUUUCAUAUAAAAUCAAAAUUGGCAUCCCACUUUCAAGUUUUUUUUGGAAAAAAUAGAAAGAAAUCAAUGCUUGAUAAAAAGUUUCCUAAGUGUACGAAACAGGCUGAAGCCAUUUGAUUGAUUGGAUUUUUUGGUUAGAUGGUUUUUCACUGUACCUAAUCUUGGUUUGGAACGUAGUUAAAAAGUGAUUUUUUAAAAAGCGGUGAAAUGAAAAAACAAAAUUUUUUUAAAAUCUUAUUUUGGGAUCGACACGCGGAAAUCGCCUUCACCUUUGAUCAAGAAAUCAUAGACUAGAACCAUGAAACCAACCACUGAUCUGUCAUAUGUUGAUUAUUACUUUUAAAAAUAGUCAGGAAAAAUAUUUAAGAUUUUCCAUCAUAAUUUGAUAUUGGAAGAGGAAGAGUAUUAACAAUAAAAAAUCUGGAACAUUGGGGACUAAGAUAUUCGCGAAAACAAAAAAAUUUAUUGAAUAUUGGUGGAAAAAUAGAUGAAUAGGCAAAAAAAAAAUCGGUUACGAUGUUGCUCCAAGAUAAGCAAUUUUUUAUCAAAACGAGAGGGAUCCAGAAUAGAAUAUGGGCUUUAGACGACAUAUUUUGACCUCAAAGAAUAUCAGUUAGACGAUUUUUUUUGCAGUUGAACAUCUCGGCUUUGCUUUCGGAGAUGUUCACUAUAGUGGCUGAACACAAGGUGGAGCUGGACUCCUCUUUCACGACGGUCGUGCUCUCUGUGAUGGUCCUCGAGGGCUUCGGCCGUUCCCUCGACCCGGACCUCGACCUCUUCCAAUGCGCCAGACCUUAUCUCCUCAAUGUCCUUGUUUAA
Molecule: messenger RNA, 22174 nt
Organism: Caenorhabditis auriculariae
Lineage: Eukaryota; Metazoa; Nematoda; Chromadorea; Rhabditida; Rhabditidae
Source: the annotation of a GenBank genome assembly